This is a messenger RNA of Rhodamnia argentea, 1528 nucleotides long. Its product is annotated as probable protein phosphatase 2C 27. Bases 244 to 1386 code for a protein of 380 amino acids. The record is from RefSeq and is a predicted model, not a curated record. The transcript is spliced from 4 exons. Gene Ontology annotation, biological process: protein dephosphorylation. Gene Ontology annotation, molecular function: protein serine/threonine phosphatase activity. NCBI's taxonomy places the organism in Eukaryota, Viridiplantae, Streptophyta, Magnoliopsida, Myrtales, Myrtaceae.
AGCCACGCUUCCUUAGAAAAAUCUGGAAUUUAACGGCCCUCGUCAUCUCUCUCUCUAUAGUGAAAAACAGAGCACCCUCCACUUAUAUUCUCAGAAUCUUCUCUCAAAGCCAUUGUUUCUUUCCCCCUUUCUUUAUAUUGUCGGUUCUGUUCCUUACCUCCCCCAACAAGACCAGAGACCACCACCACCACCACCUCCACCAACAACUAAGUUGCUGCUUAACAACUGAGGAAGGAAGUCGACAUGUGUGUUCAGGAUGGCGAGCAAGAAAUGGAGAAUCUUGAUUCCAGCAACAGCAAGCCUUGGCCUUCGCAUUGCGAAAUCUUGCAUACCCAGAUGGACCAUUUCAACAAGCAGCCUCCCGUUAUGUGCCCCACCGACCAAGCCAACCUUCCCAGUUCAUUCCCACUGGAAAGCAUUUGCGAGGAAAACAUGGCAUUAGAGAAAAGACUGAACAUGUUAGGCGACUUCAUGCCCGAGCUAAGGUCAGGAGAGUGGUCUGAUAUUGGUGGACGGCCCCGUAUGGAGGAUACCCAUGUUUGCAUUGGCAAUCUAGCUAAGACUUUUGGCUACGAUAAGCUUAAUGAAGAAAUUGUUUCUCUCUAUGGCGUAUUUGAUGGGCAUAUGGGAAAGGCGGCUGCACAAUAUGUCCGCGACCAUUUGCCUAGAGUGAUAGUUGAGGACUCUGAUUUCCCUCUAGAGCUUGAGAAAGUUGUCGUGAGGUCAUUCAAAGAGGUUGAUGCUGCAUUUGCAAAGUCGUGCACACUCGAUACUUCCUUGUCCUCUGGGACGACUGCACUUACUGCGAUGAUAUUUGGCAGGUCUUUAUUGGUGGCAAAUGCUGGUGAUUGCCGGGCUGUACUCUCACGAGGAGGAAUUGCUUUGGAAAUGUCUAAAGACCACAGGCCCUGCUGUCCAAGAGAGAAGGAUAGGAUCAAGUCCUUGGGUGGUUUUGUCGUCGACGAUGAAUAUUUGAAUGGUCUGUUAGGUGUCACCCGUGCAUUGGGAGAUUGGCAUCUCGAAGGAAUGAAGGAAGUGAACGGAGGUGGCGGGCCAUUAAGUGCCGAACCAGAGCUUAAGUUGGUGACAUUGAUGAAAGAAGAUGAGUUCUUGAUAAUUGGAAGUGAUGGGAUAUGGGAAGUCUUUACUAGCCAGAAUGCCAUAGAUUUUGCCAGGAGGCGGCUACAAGAGCUCAACAAUGUGAAAUUAUGCUGCAAAGAGGUAGUCGAAGAAGCGAUAAAGAGAGGAGCGACCGAUAAUUUGACGGUCGUGGUGGUGAGUUUUCACAUGGAGCCGCCUCCACAACUGGUGGUGCAAAAGGCUAGAGUAAGGAGAAGUAUCUUCGCCGAAGGACUUCAGAACCUCAAAUGCCUUUUGGAAGGAUAGUAUUGUAUAAAUCAUCUGAAGGUCCGGCAGUUUUCAAGAUGAGAAAUAAAUUAGACUACUGGGAAAUAAAUGUAGUCAGGUUACGUGGUUGAUUGGUGAGAGUUCCCCUGCGUAUGUAUAGUUCAUUCAGGUGGUAGAAGCC